UUUAGAUUAUUUUAUUAAAAAGUUUAGCUUCAAGAUCACGCUUGUGAGUAAAAAAACAAAAACAAAAGAUGUUGCAGUUGGGUUGUGCUGUGUUGUGUAGCGGUUGUGCUUGUGUGCAUUAUCAUCGUGACACGAGUAACUUUAUUGGGAUAGAGUGAGGUUUUUUGAGAUUUGAGAAUUGAGAAUUGAGAUAGAGUGAGAAGGAGUGGUUAAUGUGGAAGAAAAAAAAAUGGUGGAAGUGAGAGGGAGGAACUCGUGGACGGAGGAGCUGGCGAGUUUGAUUGAGGAUUCAGGGGUGCAUUACGCCGGAGAUCCACCGGACAUGGACGUGUCUUCGACGGCGUCGUUUCAUGUGAGGAGUGAGUCGGUGGUGGAAUCAAGGGAGAGCUUGAAGGAACAAGUUUUGGGGUUUGUGAUGGCUUGGUUUGAGAUACUCUUGGAGUUGGUUCGAGGUUGUAGGGACAUUCUGCAACAGAACUUCAUCAACCACGAAUCCUAUGUAGUUAAGAAGCUUCGUGGACCUUGUGCUAAGGUUUCUAAGAGGUUGAGGUUUCUCAAUGAUUUUCUCCCCGAGGAUCGUGACCCUCUUCAUGCUUGGUCUGUUGUGUUCUUCGUUUUCAUUCUUGCCCUCGCAGCUAUAAGUGUAGAUCCCAAUCGUGAAUCUGUAGCCCCAGUGGUGAAGGUGCGCAAGCAUCCUCUUAGUGCUAGUCGCAUACUACUUCCUGAUGGUAGAUACAUGGCUUACCAUGAGCAAGGUGUUUCAGCUGACAGAGCUAGAUUUUCACUUGUUGCUCCACAUUCUUUUCUUUCAUCCAGGCUAGCAGGUUUACCUGGAGUUAAAGCAUCAUUGCUUGAGGAGUAUGGUGUUCGCUUGGUUACAUAUGAUCUGCCUGGUUUUGGGGAGAGUGAUCCUCAUCCUAACAGAAGUCUCAACUCAUCAGCUAUGGAUAUGCUUCAUCUAGUCAAUGCUAUAAAUGUUAGUGAUAAGUUCUGGUUGCUGUGCCAUUCUAGUGGAUGCAUUCAUGCUUGGGCUUCUCUCAGAUAUAUUCCUGAGAGAAUUGCAGGUGCAGCUAUGUUGGCUCCUAUGAUUAAUCCAUAUGAGCCACACUUAACUAAGGAUGAGAUGAAAAGAACUUGGGAGAUGUGGUUGCCAAGGAGGAAACUAAUGUAUUCCUUGGCUCGUAGAUUUCCAAAACUUCUCUCUUUUUUCUACCGGAAAAGCUUCUUGUCUGAAAAGCAUGAUGAGAUUAAUAAGCAGUUAUCUUUUUCACUAGGAAAGAAGGAUAAACUUCUGAUUGAAGAACCAAAGUUUGAGGAAUUUUGGCAGAGGGAUGUGGAAGAGUCAGUUCGUCAGGAAAACAUACAGCCAUUUGUAGAGGAAGCUGUUCUGCAGGUAUCAAAUUGGGGUUUUAAGCUCAAAGAACUUCAUGUGCAGAAGAAGUGUCAAACAAGAGGCAUACUUCUUUGGUUGAAAUCCAUGUACGGUCAGGUGGAAUGUGAACUAGCAGGAUUUCUUGGUCUAACACACUUGUGGCAGGGAUUGGACGAUAGGGUGGUUCCACCAUCAAUGAUGGAAUAUAUAGAACGAGUUUUACCAGAAGCAGUCAUCCAUAAGCUUCCAAAUGAGGGCCACUUCUCCUAUUUCUUUUUCUGUGAUGAGUGCCAUAGGCAAGUGUUCACCACUCUCUUUGGAACCCCUCAAGGCCCGGUUGAACGACAAGAGGAAACUGCAUUCGAGGAAGAUAAGGAAGAGGUUUUACAAAUAUCUGUUUGACUGUUUCUAAUGUGAAAUGACACAUAACCGCUGAUAUACAACAUAGGUUGGAUGUAGAUACCACAGGCGGUUCCACUGCUCGGUGGAGCUUGAAAGAAGAGAGGUGCUCAUUAUAAUUCUCAAAAUUUUGAAUUGCUCAAGAGCUUUUGGAGAUAUAAGUAAAAGCAAGAAUGUCACAUUGUUUUUCGUACUCCCCCUCUCUCCAUAAGCAAAUUGUAUGUUAAAACCUUGUCUAAUUGGUUCUAGUUCCACUUUAAUUUCCUCAUUUUCUUGUACUCAGUUUCUCUCCCUUUUAAUUUUGAACCUUCUUACUCUUCAACU
Messenger RNA from Gastrolobium bilobum, 2095 nucleotides. RefSeq lists its product as uncharacterized. The record is from RefSeq and is a predicted model, not a curated record. The coding region runs from base 230 to 1774 and encodes 514 amino acids. The transcript has 6 exons. Lineage: Eukaryota; Viridiplantae; Streptophyta; Magnoliopsida; Fabales; Fabaceae.